AAAGAAAAAUGUGAGGUCAGUAAAAAUGCAAAACACGACUAGCCCAACUUCUUCUCAUAACAAAAAGUCAGGGUUUUUCGACUCCCUCAUCUUCUUCAUCCCAGCGUAACACAGUGUCGUCGCUGCAUUCAUUGCCUCUUCCAAAACGGGUUCCUCUUAACUUCCCAUAAACAGAUCGGAAACCACCGUGACUUCGCCACCACUGUUGCCGUCCAAUGCAGAGGCACCACCGUGACAAUGUUGUUGCCAUCGCACGUGUUUGGUUGGCUUGAUCGUCGGACAGGGCUUCCACUGUGACUGCAGAGAAAAUUUUCAGUUAGAGAAGCGAAGCAAUAGGAAGUGAGAGAGAAAGGGAGAGUUACUCAGGUCACGAUUGAGUUCGCAGAGAGUGAGGGAACCGGGAGGAGGCCCACCAUUGUUUUCCUGCUUUCUUCUUCCAUCAUGAUGAUAUACAAUAAAUUAUUGAAGUAAUUUUCAAUUAGUAUUAAAAACUUCAUUUUUAUUAUUAAUGAUAUUGUUAACUUUUCCCUCUAGGAAUAGAAGUGAUUUUUCCUUUGAACACUGCAAAAAAGAUACUGUAAUUGGUUCUAUCAGAACCGAAACCUGAGUUCAAUGCAAUGAAUUUCUUGCAUAGUCCUAGACACAGGUUCCUCUCACCCUUUACCCUCUUCACCCAACGCCGAUGGAAGAAACCUACCGUUUCCGCCCAAACCCGUUUGGAGGACAGAGUACGAGACCCCCACUUCGACAAACUUAUGACUCACCUCAAAAGACUCUACCAUGUCCUCGAAAUCCACCAACUCAUGUCCACCCGCAAGCGCGCUCCCUUCGUGUCCCUCACACUCAUGUCCCGCUGGAGAAACAUCCUUGGACUCAAUGUCCCUGUGGGCUCCUUCCUCCACAAAUACCCUCACGUGUUCCACGUGUUCGUCCAUCCAUUCAGGAAGAACACGUGCUGCAGGGUCACAAAAAAGAUGAUAGAGUUGAUCUUGCUUGAAGGGGUGGUGGUGAGGCAGCAGGAGAUGGAGGCUGUGAAGAGGGUGAAGAAGUUGCUGAUGAUGUCUGUGAGUGGCUCUCUUCGUUUGCACGCUUUGAGGAUGAUCAGGAGGGAACUGGGUCUCCCUGAGGAUUUCAGAGAUUCCAUUCUUGGGAAGUUCAGUGGGGAUUUUAAAUUGGUUGGUUUGGAGGUUGUGGAAUUGGUUGAUUGGGAUGCAGAAUUGGGAUUGGCUGAGGUCGAGAAAUGGAGGGAGAGAGAGUACACAGAGAAGUGGUUGAGUGAGUUUGAGAUAAAGUUUGCAUUUCCCAUUGGUUUCCCAACUGGGUUUAAGAUUGAGAGAGGGUUUAGAGAGAGAUUGAAGAAUUGGCAGAGGCUUUCAUACACUAAACCUUAUGAGCGGAAGGAGGUUGUUAGGGUGAGGACUUGUGGAGGGAUUGAACGGUAUGAGAAGAGGGCUGUGGCUAUUCUUCACGAGCUAUUGAGCUUGACUGUGGAGAAAAUGGUUGAGGUUGAUCAACUGGCUCAUUUUCGUAGAGACUUAGGCAUUGAAGUUAAUGUGCGGGAAUUGCUGCUAAGACACCCUGGUAUAUUUUACAUAUCAACUAAAGGGAAGACACUAACUGUUUUCCUUAGGGAAGCAUAUCGUAAAGGGGGAUUGAUUGAACCGAAUCCCAUGUAUGAAGCGCGAAGGAAUAUGUUGAAUCUUGUACUCUUAGGAUGUAGGAAAACCAGAACAUUGUUGGCUGGUGAUGAGGCUAAGGAAGAGAGUAAUGUUGUAGUCUGUGAAGUGAAUGAGGAAGGUGAAAGACAAGGAGAUUGGGUGAUUCCUUUCUUGGAGAACUGUGAGGAGAGUAGAUGCAUUGGCGUCCUCCUCUCCAUGCUUCAUGAGUGCAGACUCUGGCUCUGCGGCUAGGCUUUCGAGUGCAUUCUUCGUAUGACUUUUCUCUUUUUUGAGUUCCAUGUCGGAGUUGGCGAUUCCUUUGCUCACACUGCCUAUAGAAGCUAGAGCCCAUAAACACUCUGGCAUUUUCUGUUUGGGGGGUGUUUGGAUUUUAUUGGAUUGGUGUGGGUGACCAAGCACUUUUGGAAGAUUCUCCAAGGCUCUACUGGACAUAAAUCAUGCUGGUUCUGGGGGACUGUGGGCAGAACUUGUGAGCAAUAGAGGCUUUGAAGCUGGAGGACCAGACAACACCUUAAAUAUUUAUCCUUGGUCAGUUAUUGGAAAUGAGUCACCCAUUUCUGUAUCAAUAAACCAUACCUCUUGCUUUGAGCGUAAUAAAGCUGCAUUACAAAUGAAGGUGUAUUGUGGGGGUCUCAAACCUUGCCCAUAUGGUGGCGUUGGUAUCUCUCUCUAAUCCUGGCUAUUGGGGCAUGAAUUUGGAGCAAGGAAAGAGGUACAAGGUGGUCUACCAUGUUAAAUCAGAAACAAAGUUUGAUUUUCAACUUUCAUUCACGGGUGUUGAUGUUAAGACAGUGGCAUCAAAUACCAGGGAAAUUCCUUUCUGUUUAGAAGACAUUGUAGAGAUUCUAUAGCCUAUGCUCAAUAAGCCAUAAAUCCACAUUUCGUAUUGAUUAAAAUAACUAAUACAUGGUCCUUGACAGGCAUGUUUUUGGAGAUAAAAAAUGGAAAAAGGUGGAGACAAUAGUGGAAGCAAAACAUACUAAUCACUGUUCAUGUCUUCAAAUAACCACAACCAGUGAAGGGACUUUCUUGUUAGACCAGGUGUCAGCUAUGCCAUUGGACACUAUUAUGGGCCAUGGCUUCAGAAAGGACCUUUUUUCAAAUGGUGGCAGAUUUGAAACCUAAAUUUCUCAGAUUUCCUGGUGGUACGUAUGUUGAAGGUGUUCAUCUGCAAAACAGAUAUCAGCGGAAAGAUACAAUAGGACCAUGGGAAGAGAGACCUGGACAUUUCGAUGAUAUUUGGAACUAUUGGAGCGAUGAUGGAAUUGGUUAUUUUGAAUAUCUCCGAGUGGUGCCACAAACAAGUUCACUAGAGAAUGCUGACAUGUACAUGAAUGUUACACUCUCUUCCUAUUCAGUGACAUCACUAGAUUUGCUAAUAUGAUCAGAAGCUAGUCACAACAUAGGAAUAGUUUCACUAAAACAAAAUGAAGACAAUAUUUUUUAUAAUAUUAUCAAGAUAUGUGAUAUAUUGUCAAAGAGUGGCAAAUGUUAUGUGGCCUUUCCUUUCUCCCAAGUUGUGCUGCAUUGGACCUGAUAUUCAUGGAAAAGUUGAACUAGUGGAAAUUUAUCUGGAAUGUUAUACAUAAAUUAAACCUGGAAACCUAAACUUGUUGGUAUGAACAAAAAAUAUAUACAGAUAGCGAUUGAAAGUAGAACUUCAUCCAUAUGUCAAUGAUGCUUAACUGCCAAAUGAUGUACCAUAUAUAGUUGAAAUCAAUGUUCUGAGGUAUUUGUUUAGACAUGAGAAUUUAUCAAAUCUAUGAUAUUGUUUAUUGGCUA
This is a messenger RNA of Vigna unguiculata (cowpea), 3461 nucleotides long. RefSeq names its product protein ROOT PRIMORDIUM DEFECTIVE 1-like. NCBI's taxonomy places the organism in Eukaryota, Viridiplantae, Streptophyta, Magnoliopsida, Fabales, Fabaceae. The record is from RefSeq and is a predicted model, not a curated record. Gene Ontology annotation, molecular function: RNA binding.